AUGUCAUCUGUCAAUACUACGAUCGAUCAGAUUAAUGCAGCAAGUGCUGGUAUGGUAGUAUUUCUAUCUGUUAUCAAUUUUGUACCGGGUUUAAUUGGCGUUGUGUUUAAUCUCAUCGUUUUUACUCGACCAAUAUUACGUCAAGAACCAUGUUCAUUGUACUUUUUUGCAUCAACAUGCUUGGAUCUAUAUGUCAUAUUGAUCGUCAUACCAGUACGUAUAGUUUCCAAUGGUUAUAAUCUAGAUUGGGCUAAUUAUAAUAUUGCCGUCUGUAAAUUAGAAUUCUACGGUUUUCAUGUUCCACGAAGUAUAUCCUGUUGGAUCGUUCUGAUGGCUUGUAUUGAUCGAUAUUUGCAUAGUUCAAUAAAUAUACGUUUUCGUCGAUUUAGUUCAUUGAAAACAGCACGAAUAGCAAUUGGAAUCAUUACCAUUUUGAUGCCUCUCUUAUACAUUCAUAUGGUCAUUUUCUUCACUAUAUACAAUGGUAGAGAUCCAUAUGGUAAUGUAAUUCCAAUUUGCAAUGGUCAGAAAGGUUUCUAA
Messenger RNA from Adineta steineri, 540 nucleotides. Lineage: Eukaryota; Metazoa; Rotifera; Eurotatoria; Adinetida; Adinetidae. The record is from the annotation of a GenBank genome assembly.